AGUGUGCGGCUAUAUCGAGAAAAGGACGUUCCUCUCGAAGAGUGCAAAGAACAAGAAGCUUUUGGUUGGAGAUCAAAAUUUUUAGCUGGUUCGUUCGGGGUGGUUCGCAAGUCUGGGCACCUUCCAAUAUUAAUUCGAUUUUGUUCGUCGCUCGUUGCUGGUGGAUUUUUCCUGUGCGACUGGUUGAGGUCGAAUGGUACACUUUGCAAUGGCGCAGCAAUAGAUUCGACGUGGUGAUUUGGCGAUUUUUGUUCAGAAACUACUAUGGAUCCUUCAACGUUCGCGAUCUGGGACCCCUCUCAGCCGAAUGCCAAAAUGAAGAUCAUCAAUAUUCCCGGGCAGGGCCCGGCGCAGCUAAUAGAAACCGUAUCGCCUAAUGGCGGUACAUCAGGCCAAGCCGAACAAAUUAUACUGCAAACGCACGAUGGCCAAGAGUUCCUGGUGGACGAAAACGAUAUCGGCCGGAUAGACCAGAUUCCUCCAGAGAACCUAAUCUACAUGGCCACCGACGAUGGCUCGUUAAUACAGGGCGAAGUGGUACACGUACAGCCGGAAGAUAUACACCAACAGGUGAUACAUCAAGGCCAGGAGUACAUGGAGUGUGAAGUGACAGAGGAAGUUAUUACCGACGAUUGGGUCCAAACCGAUGGCCAGGAAUGUGUCCAAGUUACAGUGGAUCAACUGGGAGCGACCACCGUCAUUGGUGCCACCGAGGAUGACAUCACGGUGCCGCUACCAACCGAUCAGGAUGAGUAUACAACCUCUCGGCCGUAUCCGUGCGAUUUCUGCAGCCGAAGGUUUAGGAAAAAGACCAACCUGAUGAACCAUAUGAUUGCACACUCAAACGAUCGACCGCACGUAUGUAACUUGUGUGGAGCCCAGUACAUGAGACGGGGUGAUCUACUGAAUCACCUGAAACUACACGCAUACGUUCCGGACGAUCAGGAGGAGUCGAUGCGGCACGACACAGAUGAAUUUGAAUACGAUCUUUCCGGAUCAACGCCGCCCAGUCUGAAACCAUUCUCCGAAGACGAGGACGACCUGCUGAUCCCAGCGGCCACACGUUACGUGCCUGUUCCAACACCAGCGCCGAAGGCGUCUAAAAAACCUCGAGCAAAGCCCAGCGCUUCUAAAUCCGGCAAAAAAUCAUCCAAGGCUCGUCAAUCUCAAGCGCAACGGCAACAACAGGAAACUAAAUUCAACCCGUCGGUGGAACCGUUCGUCAACCUUCCACCACGGUAUCCAGUGACCGACGACCGAAAGCCAUUCGUUUGCCAGAAAUGUGGCAUCUCAUUUGCCCGGGAGUCGGCACUGGCCUCGCACGCUCGUAUACAUGGGGGCGACUCUCCCUUCGACUGCGAAACGUGCGGACAUCGGUUCUGGGACCGCGUAAUGCUACAGGAACAUAUCCGGCAACGGCAUGCCGCCAAUUUGGUAGCUGCUCCAACAGAGAUAUCUGCGCUGGCUGAUAACGUGGCAACACAUCUGGAAGAUGCUGAUCAAGAUAACAUCGUCGAAGAAGACGUUGAAGGUCAAUAUUACUGCGACAAUUGCGGAGUAAUGUUUCAAAAACGGGAACUAUUGAAACGACACAUAAAACAGGUUCAUUCUGUUCGAGAGCAAAAAUUCGAACCGAUUAGUCAAAUUGUUCGCCAGCGACAGCAGAAUCAACAGCAGAUACAGGAGGAGGAGGAGGAAGACGACGAAGAUACAGACAACCAGAUGGAAGAAAUCGAACCUCAACAAUCCCUGUCCUGUAACGUAUGCGGAGAAGUUUUCGUGGAAGCACUGGAUCUAUUGGCCCACGCGGAAAUCCACGCCCGGUUCGAACCCCACAAGUGCCAGCUUUGCCGGGAAUCCUUUCCGGACGAAAGCACCAUCAAAGAGCAUGUUCAGAACCAGCAUACCCACGAACUGACGGAAACUUCCUGUGUGAUUUGCGGAAAGCCCUGCAAGAAUCAUGCCGGCCUGUUGAAGCACGCCUUCGAGCAUUCGCGCGAGCGGACCAAACUAUUCGGAACGCACAGUUGUUCCAAGUGCGGCAAAACGUUCCACAACAAGGCCCGACUCAAGCGACACAUGGUUUCCCAUCGGAACAAAUCGGUCCGGUGCGAGAUUUGUCAGGAAGAGUUUCCGGAUGGGCGCAGUCUAAUGAACCAUCGCCACUCGCAUACGAAAACCAAACAGUUCCCCUGCCACCAGUGUGGGAAAACUUUUGGCUCACGCUCGUCACAGCAGAUUCACCUCAGGAUUCACUCCGGGGAGCGGCCUUACGGGUGUCGCUUCUGCUGGAAAGCCUUCGCCGAUGGAGGAACGCUACGCAAACACGAGCGGGUCCACACCGGUGAGAAACCCUACGGUUGUUCGGUGUGCCCUCGUGCCUUUAAUCAACGAGUGGUGCUACGAGAGCACAUACGAUCUCACCACUCCGCGCCGGACACCAAACGAGGGACGGCCACGCAGCCGUAUUUCUGUGCCGUGUGCAGUCAACUGUUCGAAACCUCGAUGGAACUGAUUCAGCACUUGAUUCAGCACAGCGAUAUGAACACGGCCAUGAAGCGACAACCACCUACCUUCCCCAGAAAGUACAAACGACGAAGGAAACUUAAGUCAGAUGAAGAGGAAAAAUCCUCGUACACCAGCAAAAGUAGGAAAAAAGAGACCAAUAUCACCUACGUAGAAACGGAGCAAGAACUCGCAGAAGAUGAAGAUUUGUUGAAGGAUCCGGAGAAAGUUAUACUAGCCUACGGGGCAGGGAUUUCGAAUAAGAAACUAAUAGCAUCUCCCAAAUACAUAGGCUCUUACGAUCUAUUUACCCCAACAUCAGCUGACAUUAAACCCUCGACCGUAGAUGACAAUGGGAUUAAUCUACUUAGCAAUGUAGUUCUCGUCUCUAACAGUGAGAAAAAGAUAAAAUCUAUCAAAUCAGAAUCUCCAAAAGGUCGCGGAGUAAAACAAUCUUUAUCGCCCGGAGCGAUACCAACCAACCAGCCAGGAACAUCCUCUUCCGGGUCAAGACCUCGUAUGAUCCAUACUCAGAAAACCCGAGUAGCCGUCAACGAUGGGAAGCGUAAAACCAAAACCGUCAUCACCAAAGACAUCAAGAGCCACCCAGAAAGCUCCACCAACCCAUACUCAACCCUGGAGUUCAAACGAUCCAAAAAUCGCACGGUGCCAACCUACCGGGAAAUCCCGUCUGACAAGAUUUCCUCGGAAAGUUUCCCGCUCCUAGAUGACGGACGGGAAGAUGACGGCGACGGAGAUGACCAAUUGGAAUCGAACCAAGCCGCUCUUGAUGCCUUAUCCAGUAGCACUAGCCAGCGACACCAACAGGAGGUUCCCAACUAUGAGGAUCUUCUGAACCAGAACCUUCUGAUGGAAAUCUCCCGUAAAGACAAAUACAUCGACAAGUACAAUAGCGACAUCGUCAACGACCUCGAGGAAAUCCUCCGCUCUCCUAUCAAGACCACUAACAAUAAUGUGCCACCAGCGGUCAUCAUGGCCACACCCAAAGCUAGUCACCACCACAACAACAGCCAAGAUGAACAGGACGAAGAAGAGCUGGAUCAGAAACCUCGCAAAGCGUCCCGCAAGCAGCAGGUGAAGAAAAUCAGCAAAGAGUCCGCACAGAAAUCGCUCACUUCCGCGCUACGCAGUCAACGGCUGACCCGGCGUCAGCUGGAACGAGAGGUCAACUUCCUGCGGGAAGCCUACUCUCCUCCGAACCCCCACUCAACCGUCAGUAUCAAACAAGAAAAGGAUAGUCCGGACAAGCUUUCCGCUAUGCUGUUGAAUGAUCUCCAGCAGCCUUCUUCGUCUUCCAUGGCCGUCCCCAAGAUGGAACCAUUGCAACAGGAUCCCCUGGCGAUGACCACAGGCGGUGUUGGCGAAAUGGAAGACACCGAACUACAGGAGGCAGUGCCUCCUCCAGUUCCACCGGUGGUGCAAAUAUUCCAGUGUGAGAUCUGCCUGGCGGUGUUCGACAGUCGCUCUCAGCUAUUGGUACACGUGCCCAUCCAUAUCUGAAUUUAUCGUUAACUGUUGCUUUAAUUUUUGAUUGAUUGAUGAUAACGUUACAUCGAUUUCUCUCGCAUAUGAUCUUGGUUGACCGGAAAACUUACUUGGAAAGAAAGUAAUUCCAACUGAUGCGAAAGUGUUGUAAAAUAAGGUUACACAGUGAAGCUUAACUACUUGCAUUAUAAUUGUAGAUGUUAUUUUUGAAAUUACAAUUGAAAUAAAAAUGUGAAAUUAGAAGCUGAAAAUAGUCGCAUAUUUAUUACAAUAUCCGAAAAAUUAAAAAAAAAUCAUUUAUUUUUGACAGACAACUGCAGGGCUGUUAAAUCAUUUAUUUUUGACAGACAACUGCAGGGCUGUUACAACAGUCGCGGUUUUCGCGAAAAUCGCGAUUUUCGCGGAUUUAUGUGCCAGGACGCGGAUUUCGCGGAUCCUUCAAAUUUGGUCGCGGUUUUGUCUGAUUUAAGUCGUGCAUUUCGCGGAUGCCUGAUGGCAGUUGUAAUUUACUUUAAAACCAUUUUUAAUUAUCUUAAACUUUUUUCCACCAAAGCUUCUGUCAAACGUUAUCUUCUGCAGCUUCAAUGUAGUUUCUGUUUUAAGAAACUUUUCAAAACUACAAAAUAUAUUGAAAGUUUUCAUUUUCAUUUUCAUUUUGCAGCAUUUGGUGGGGCAAUGAGAGCGCAAGUCAGUCCAAAGCCGAUGAUAAGGAGGGGUAAUGGCUGAAUAGUCUUUGCUGACCACAUAAACGCCAUGGGAUAGGAAAAGGGUAUUUUGGUGUGGGAUUAGGGUGUUGGUGCAGACUUGACGAUAUCAAUGCUAUUCAGAUGCAAAAUAAUUUUAAGGCUCAAUAGUGAAUCGCAUACCUUCCAAAACCAAAAAACAAUAAUCCACAAAAUACCAAGCAAGUCAUAGAAAGAAAAAGCGCCCGAUUGUUUAUUUUGUCAAUUAUAACAAACGGAAACUUCUACCCUCUCCGACUCGCCAGUCACCCCGGAAAAAAUGUCCCUUCAGUUCUGGCAAUAUAUUAUCCCCAAUUAAGCCUUUAAUCGAAUUGUCCGCGUGGUCUUGUAGUACCCCUGCUAGGUAAGAAUCAGUCAUUGCCAUACAUAUUAAAUGCUAGACAUGACCCCAUGGAUAGCAUUUGCAUAUGUAAAAGCUUUGCUGAUGUGACUUUCCUAUUAGGCAAUUCUCUCAUCUCAUGUUUGUCUUCAAAACCUUAUCAAGCUUAGAAAAUUGAAGUUGAUAAACAAUACAUUACAAGGUUCGAAUUCCCAUAGAAUGAGAUCAUUCAUUCGCACUACAACACCAUAGGAGAUAAUACCAUAUUGGCUGAUUACAGUACAAAUGUGAAAAAUCUCCCUUUUCCCCCUAUCCGCAACCCUGGGACGCGCCCUGUUGGAUUUCGAAAGCCUCGGAGAAUAUUACAAACCUUCAAUGGCAUUACCAUAAACUAACCCACAUUGGCCAUUCAGGGGUCUGACUGGGCCUAUUACCCUCCCUCAGUUUGUAAUAUUCUCUCAAACUUGGAAUUAUAUUUUCCCGGCACAUAAAUGACUUCGACAAAUGUUCGAUAUACUAUGCAGCGUCAUGAUCAGUAUAACUAUAUCAGAUGACUUGGUGAUCUGAUUCUUACAGAAUUGUUUGCCAUUGAUUAUACAUUCAGCUAUUCUAAUCAUUACUGCAAAGGCCAUCGACCACAUGCCUGAAAUCAAAGCUUCCUGGAAGAUAUAAUCCAAGCCCAGGGACAAAAUAUAUUGAAAGUUGCAAAUGUAUGCAAAUUUCUCCAAGUCAAACAUUUUUGAAAUGGAAUGACAGCAUCCUUCACGAAUGUUUGCGAGGCAAGGGUCAUGCACUGUUUUUGAACCGAUCUUAUAUCUUCGUAAGAAAAACCAUAUGAAAAGAUUAAUAGUGUCUCUACAAUUUCUCUAGAUUCUGAUGGUAUUUCCCAAAUUGGUUGAAAUUCUCUGCUGAGAUAUCGCAACUUUGAUAUUAGUUUUGUCCUGUAUCUACAGGCUUAUAUCCAGGAUUGAGAUCUUUCAAUUCGGUUCUCUGCUCCACUAUGGGUGAUCAGAACUAAACAUUCCAAACAAUUUUGAAAAAAAUAGGUUAUACCGAAAAUUUCGUAAAAACAGAGACGAGCAAAGAUUUACUUAUAAAUGCUUCAUUUCAGUUCAUGUCAGUUUAUAAAAUAUUCAUAGUUCAAUUUUGUAAAUUGAACAACAGUAGAAACUUUUGUCAUAUUUAAAUUUCAAAAAAAAAAUAGUUUAAUAAAAUGUUGUAUGUAACUCGUUACAAAACUCGAUUUUUUCAACACUCUUCGUAUUAAUCGUGCUGGAAAAAUUGACUUUUUGCAACUCGUUACAUAAAUUGCUAUUCAUUUCGGGAUUUAGCAUUAGAUAUUUGUUUCCAAAAUUCUUAUUUUUUUUAUGUUGGAAGAAUCUAAUCAACAAAUUAUUUCUAAAACUCACCUUUCAUUUUUUCACUUCGAUGAGCGUACCUUGAAGUUAAUAAAAUAGGAAAACUCUGAUGGUCUGCUUCAAAGGUUAUCACAACUUUAAAAUUAUAUUUUCUCCUGUGACUAAAAUAGCUCGGCUCAUAAUACCCUUUCUGUAGGCAAUAGUUCUUCUUGUCCAGCAUCGUCGUUAUUUAUAUCUCGUUAACCAAGGUUAAAAAACGUUGCCCUUAUUCAAACUAUGAAGUAUUUCUUAAGAAUAAGAUCACUUGAAUACAAAGAUGGCCGCCUUGCAGUUUACUUGAGUUUGCCUCAAUAAAUGAAAUGAAUCUCACAAUGAAACUCGUCGAUUGUACCUACAUAUUAUUUUUCUUAUAAUUUGGACUAAUGAAACCAAAUCAUUGUGCUUCCUGUUUCUAGAGCAAAGUAUGAUUGUUCCUUGGCCCUGAGCCAUUCGGCGGGAUCUGCUUCGUAUUCUGCUGCUCUGUAAAAUGCAACUAAGCGAAUUUAUGGUCACUCGAAUCACUUCCCCCUAAAAGCCAAUCCAAGCGGCUCGUUGUGAUAAAUCACAAGAAAAUCCAACAACUACUUGGUCUCAACAUCUACACCGAUCUAAUAACUUCACACUGCCCCUGUAGAUACCAUCUACAAAAGAUCGAAGUAAUCCUAAUAGGGCACUGCAUUGUUUUGAUUUUGUAUGGGAUUUUGACGUUUCUUGGCCUUGUAGUUUACAAAAUUUCUGUAAGAGUGAAAGAGAAGGAAAGACUUGCAUGCAGUGCCCUAUUGUCGCUUCUGUGCGAGGAGACAGAAACAUCAGAACAUGUCCUCUGCUAUUGUAGUGCACUCACCUAUCGUAGGUUCAAGGCUCUUGACAAACCCUUCUUAGGGCUUGCUGUAAAUAUGAGUCUUAUUCCCCAAGGGCCCAAGGACGUGGUUGGCUUUAUAAAGCUAAUCUCACCAGAAUGGAGGAACACACUGUAAUUCAUCAAUAAGCUGGUCUUGAGUUCAAUCGACACUAAGGUAUCUCAGCAACAAACAUUUUACUGAGAUACUUCACAGAAAAAUGGUUUAUCACAAAAUAAUUUGAAAAACUUGUAUCGGGUUCAGAGAUAGUUGUUCCUGAAGUUUUGGGAAUCUCAAUACGUUUUCUGUAAUAACACAAACAAAGGUUGACGAAAAAUGUGGCCCUAAUGAAAAAUCGUUGAAAACUUCAUAGGAUCUACGAAACUAUUCUUAAAAACAUGU
This is a messenger RNA of Aedes albopictus (Asian tiger mosquito), 7711 nucleotides long. RefSeq names its product zinc finger protein 27-like. NCBI's taxonomy places the organism in Eukaryota, Metazoa, Arthropoda, Insecta, Diptera, Culicidae. The transcript has 4 exons. The coding region runs from base 265 to 4026 and encodes 1253 amino acids. The record is from RefSeq and is a predicted model, not a curated record.